AUGACGGCUCCAGGGGUGAUCAAUCUCACCAUCGUAAGAGUAUUCGUCCCCCUGGGGUUCCCCACACAGGGAACCAUGGGCUUCUUGCACCCAUUGCUCUUCUCCCUGGUCUACCUGUGUGCCCUUCUGUGGAAUGGGCUCAUCGUCCUCAUCACCACCGUGGACCGGCAACUCCACACCCCCAUGUACUUCUUCCUGAGAAGUCUAUCCUUCACUGACCUCUGCCUCAUCUCAACCAUAGUCCCCAAGUCCAUUGUCAACUCUCUGAGGCACAGCAGCUCCAUCUCCUUCCCGGGCUGUGUUGUCCAGGUCUUCAUGAUGAUUAUUUCAGCAACUGCGGAGCUUCACCUUCUCACGAUGAUGAGCCUUGACCGCUAUGCUGCCAUCUGCCACCCCUUGCACUAUGAGGUCCUCAUGAGCAGGGACAGGUGUGUGCAGCUGACAGCUGUGUCCUGGCUGGUUGGGGGUAUAUUGGCUGUGAUGAACACAGCUGGAACCUUCUCCUUGUCCUACUGUGGGUCCAACGGGGUCCACCAGUUCUUCUGUGACUUCCCCCAUUUAUUAGCAAUUUCCUGCUCAGAAAAUUUAAUGAGUGAACUUGUCCUAAUUCACAUCAGUUCAGUGACGGAUUUGUGCUGUUUUAUUUUCAUCAUUAUUUCCUAUGUGCACAUCUUCUCUGCUGUCAGGAAGAUCCCAUCCACAGAAGGGAAGGCCAAAGUCUACUCCACCUGCCUUCCCCACCUGCUGGUUGUGGUGCUGUUUCUCUUCACUGGAUUCUUUGCUCAUCUGAAGCCAACCUUAGGGACCCCGUCCAUGUCUGACCUGGUCAUUUCUAUGUUCUACACAAUGGUGCCCCCCACCUUUAAUCCUGUCAUAUACAGUCUGAGGAAUGAAGCCAUGAAAUCCGCUGUGGGGGGACUGAUGAAGAGGAGACACACUAAAAUGUAA
Messenger RNA from Talpa occidentalis (Iberian mole), 948 nucleotides. Its product is annotated as olfactory receptor 14A16-like. Gene Ontology annotation, biological process: G protein-coupled receptor signaling pathway. Gene Ontology annotation, molecular function: odorant binding; olfactory receptor activity; G protein-coupled receptor activity. The transcript has a single exon. NCBI's taxonomy places the organism in Eukaryota, Metazoa, Chordata, Mammalia, Eulipotyphla, Talpidae. The record is from RefSeq and is a predicted model, not a curated record. The coding region runs from base 1 to 948 and encodes 315 amino acids. Gene Ontology annotation, cellular component: membrane.